Messenger RNA from Zygotorulaspora mrakii, 993 nucleotides. RefSeq names its product protein-lysine N-methyltransferase (gene EFM3). The coding region runs from base 1 to 993 and encodes 330 amino acids. The transcript has a single exon. The record is from RefSeq and is a predicted model, not a curated record. NCBI's taxonomy places the organism in Eukaryota, Fungi, Ascomycota, Saccharomycetes, Saccharomycetales, Saccharomycetaceae.
AUGGACCCCCAAGAGGAACUGUUUUAUGACGCUGUACAUCAAAGAUGUCCACCUGAGUUAAUUUUGAACCUGGCAAAACAGCUCACGGAAGUGCAUGUUCAAUUCUUCAUUGAACAAUUCGAGAUUGCAGAGGCAAUCAACCCAUAUUACACCAAGACGGUAAUAAAGAGCCUGAUUGACAAUGUCGAUAUAUUCAGCGAGGACGAAACACAAGCGUCUAAUAGAGUGCUGGUGAUACCUGUUCAAGACGUGUAUUUAACCGAGUGGCUCUUUGAGAAAUAUAUUGAACUGCUGAAUGUGUCUGUUCCAUCGCCCACAGCAAAGGAUGUGGUGCAGUACCGGCUAGAUUCCAAUGUAAGAAUCAAAAUAGAGGAGAUCCCGAGACUAAUCAGCGGCGCGGGUACAACGGGAUUUAGAACUUGGGAAGCUUCCUUAUAUCUAGCAAGGUAUAUGCUAGACUACGAUUUCCAGGGUAAGAAUGUGUUGGAACUCGGUGCAGGCACAAGCAUGGUAAGCGCUACUAUUGCCAAGACAUCUGGUAACAAAACGAAUACGUUGUACAUCACCGAUGGUGACACGACGUUAUUAGAAACGUUAUCGCGCAGGAAUUUUCACCUCAAUGGCCUUAUAGAUAAUGAAAAAUUUAUGUUUCGCAGACUCUUGUGGAACGAGGAUCCGAUACCCCCUAAUAUAGACAUUGUGCUUGCAGCAGAUGUCACAUAUGAUGCGAGCGUAGUGGCUGAUCUGUGUAGCUGUCUACUAGAGUGUCUCUCCAACGGUCGCUGCAAGCAAUGUCUCAUCUCCGCAACCAUACGGAAUGAGGAUACGAUAAAAGCAUUUGAAGAUCAGAUAUCACAGCUCAAGAUGACCUUCAAGAUCGUGUCGUCCACGGAGGUCGACGUAAACGGCGCGUUGCCCACGGAAACGUUGCCCACGGAAACGUUGGGUACAUCGCUUAUUGCUCCCAUAAGGAUAUAUAGCAUAGAACAAUAG